Molecule: messenger RNA, 2230 nt
Organism: Andrographis paniculata
Lineage: Eukaryota; Viridiplantae; Streptophyta; Magnoliopsida; Lamiales; Acanthaceae
Exons: 10
Coding region: 106-1605 (499 amino acids)
Biological process (GO): receptor recycling; endosome organization; retrograde transport, endosome to Golgi
Cellular component (GO): recycling endosome; early endosome; trans-Golgi network
Source: RefSeq, a predicted model, not a curated record
UAGUAAUUCCAAAUAAGAGCAGCAGAUCAUCGCAUUUCUUGUUCUCGUCUUCUCCAAAAACCCUCACCGAAUUCGCACGCAAUAAUUCUCACCAAUUGAAUCGUUAUGGCUUCCAAUGGAGCUCAAAUUGGAGAUGCGGAGACGAAGGCAAGCUUGGAGAAGAUCAAGAAGCAGCUGGCGUCGAGCUCCGGGAGAAAUCUACUGCAAGGACCGCUUCUGAAGCGGUCUGAAACGCUGAGGAAGUGGAAUGAAAGAUGGAUAAUUUUAGAUCCAACAACUGGGAAGAUGGAGUACAAGCUGAGGAGAAACGAGCCAACAGUCAAAGGAACUAUAAUAUUUGAUGCAAACAGCACUAUAACAAUAUCUCCUAUAAAUUUCCAGGGUUUACCAAAGUAUGAUGGCUGUUGCAUCUAUAUCGGGACACCACAGAAAAAAGAUUAUUUCCUCUGUGCAGAAACUCCGGCUGCUGCUAGAGCCUGGGUAUCUACUCUACAUGCUACACAACUGGUUUUGAAGGCUCAUAAAGAGGCUGUGAAUACCUUAAGUGGAAAUGGAUCCUCCAGAUUAGGGACAGUUGCUACUGUUGUUGCUGCGGCUAAUUCAACUGCCCUAGAAGCUUCUAAGGAAAUUGAAGCUGCAAUGCAAAUCACCAUGAGGAAUGCCUUGGGAUCCAUGCUGAAUAAGACAACGGAUCUUCCAAUGGAUGAUUUAUCAAUCAUGAAGGAAACCUUGCGUGUGAAGGAUGAAGAACUACAAAAUUUGGCAAAGGAUCUACGAGCUAGGGAUUCAACCAUAAAGGAAAUAGCCGAGAAACUAUCUGAAACAGCUGAGGCUGCUUCUGCUGCUGCGUCUGCUGCUCGUACCAUGGAUGAGCAAAGGAGAAUUGCUUGUGCAGAAGUUGAACGUCUAACGAGAGACUCAGAGAAACAAAUGGAGUCAUUAAAACAUAGGAUGAGAGAAUUGGAAGAAAAGAAUCAGAAUCUCAAUGAAGAAAAAGACCAGUUGAUUAAACAGCGGGAUUCAGCUUUUAAGGAGGCUCAGUAUUGGCGUUCAGAAAUUGCUAAAGCUAGAGAGCGCGCAGUGAUUUUGGAAGGAGCAGCAGUUCGAGCUGAAGAGAAAGUCAGAGUCACAGAGGCCGAUGCUGAAGCUAGAGUAAAGGAAGCAAUGGAAAGAGAAUCAAGUGCUGCUAAGGAGAAGCAAGAACUACUCGGUCAUAUAAAUGCACUACAAGAGCAACUAAGAAGGCAGCAGCUUGAAAACAGACAAGUCUUUGCUGAGAAGGCUGAGUCAUGCUCAAAUAUCGGCGGUGAUUUACCGCUAACAAAGCAUGUGGAUCCUUCUCAAGAAAAUGUAGACAAAGCCUGUCUUAGUGUCUCGAAGGUAACACCCGGGCCCACAGAGAAUAUCUUUCAUCUCGCAGGUGAACAGUCGGAUCUCCAUUCUAUCAGGGAAAGUGAGUGGAGCGAUAUUCAAACCACUGAAGCUCGGAUAGCUGAUGUUCGCGAGGUUGGGCCCGAUGCCGGAGACAACAGCCAUGAUAUUUCUGUCGUAGCUUACCCCAGCAACGAGCACCAGGAAAAUAGGUCCUCCUCCCAUCAACCUUAAGAGAUGUUGGGAGUAUCGUCAGAUCUCCAUGGUAAGACUCAACUACCUUGAUGAUAUGCUUGGUGUCGAUUUUGCGUGCAUACUGUCGUGAGCUAUUUGAUUAUGUUGGCAAAUUUUGCAUGCUUAGCAUAAUUUGAUCUUUUACAGCGGUGAGCGCGUUUUCGGAGAAAAAUUGAGUGCACAUAUAUAUAUAUAUAUUUGCGUAAUGAUCUUGCCUGAGACGAGAAGUCAAAAUGUUUAUACAUGACAGUGGUGUUGUGUCAUCUCAUCGACUAUGGUUGCUGAUAUGUUUAGUUGGUGUAGUGAAAUGGCAAAUUUUUUUUUUUUUUAUUGCCGGUAUUAUUGUUGAGUUGUGCUUUGGAGUUUUUGUUUUUGUUUUGAGAUGUCUGGGAUUAUGGCUUAUGAAUUCUUGAAUGAUGUUUAUAUGUAUUUUGUUCUGUCUUGCUGUUUUUAUUGGUUCAAUUCUAGAAAAAGUUGUUGUCUUUGUUUCACACACACACACUAUAUGUGUGUGUAUAUAUAUAUAUAUAUAGAGAGAGAGAGAGAGAGAGAGAGAGAGAGAGAGAGAUUAUGGUAACUAGUUGUUGUGGUGGUGGACCAUAAGAUUAUGGAGCCAAAUAUUUGG